AUGGGCGCGGCCACGGACCGCCCUGCUGCCACGCUUAACUCCGGGCCCGUCGCCACCGCAGACGAGAAGGUCCCUCCGCCCGGCAUCGAGAAGAGCGCCAGCUACAGCUCCAACACGUCGGCGGCCAGCGACGACGAUGUGGACGCGAAGAGCUCGUCGGCGCCGCACGACGGCUGGCUCGACAGGGCGAAUCCGCUGAAGAGGAGAAACAAGCCCCCUGUGCCCACCGAGCGUGACGUCUCGCGAGAAUAUGGCGCCGGCUUCUUCAGUCUGCUCACCUUCCAAUGGAUGGCCCCGCUCAUGUCGGUUGGCUACCAGAGAACCCUCGAGCUGAACGACAUCUGGCUGGUGAACCCCAGCCGCAGCGCUGAUGUGCUGUCGGCCAAGCUCGUCGAGUCAUUCGACCGCCGGCGAGCUCGUGGCGACCCGCGCCCGCUAGCCGGCGCCCUGUACGAGACCUUCAAGUUCGAAUUCUGGCUCGGCGGCGUCUGCCAGUUGGUCUCCAGCAUCGUCCAGGUCCUCUCGCCCUUUACCCUACGCUAUCUGAUCAGCUUCGCCACCGAGGCCUACUUCGCCCAGCAAGCAGGAAAUGCUGCGCCCUCGAUCGGCCGCGGGCUUGGCCUCGUGUUCGGCAUCACGGGUAUGCAAAUCCUCCAAAGCUUGUGCACCAACCACUUCUUGUAUCGAGGAAUGAUGGUUGGCGGCGAAGCCAGGGCUGCCCUGAUCUCGGUUAUUUUUGACAAGGCCCUGCGCAUCUCUGGCAGGGCAAAGGCCGGCGGCAAAGCUCUGGAUGUCGCUCCGCCCGCCCACAUCCAGCCCGGCUCCGAGGCUGAGCGAAGGUGGUACGAGAAGAUGCUCGGCCGGAAGAAGCAGCCUGCCAAGGGCGGCCCGGCCAAAGGCGUUCCGGUCAAGGGCGUUGCUGGCGACGGAACUGGCUGGGGCAACGGCCGCAUCAUCAACCUGAUGUCUGUCGACACCUACCGCGUCGACCAGGCCUCCGCAUUCUUUCACAUGAUCUGGACUUCUCCGAUCUCCAUCCUCAUCACUCUGGCGCUUCUUCUGUACAAUCUGACCUACAGCGCGCUUGCUGGUUUUGGCCUCUUGGUCAUCACCUUCCCGCUCCUCGGCAAGGCCAUAAAGAGCCUGUUCAAGCGCAGAGUCCGCAUCAACAAGAUCACCGAUCAGAGGGUGAGCCUGACUCAGGAGAUUCUCUCGUCCGUGCGUUUUGUCAAGUACUUUGGCUGGGAAACGUCUUUCCUCGAGCGCAUCGACGCCAUCAGGAACAGGGAAAUCCGCAUGAUCCAGAAAGUCUUGGCCAUUCGCAAUGGCAUCAAUGCUGUCGGCAUGUCGAUGCCUGUCUUCGCCUCUAUGCUGUCCUUCAUCACCUAUUCGCUGUCGAACCACAUGCUCGACCCGGCCCCCAUCUUCUCUUCUUUGGCCCUCUUCAACUCACUCCGUCUGCCUCUCAACUUGCUGCCGCUGGUCCUGGGUCAGACCAUCGAUGCCUAUUCUUCCAUCAAGCGGAUCCAAGAAUUUCUUCUUGCCGAGGAGGCCGACGAGGACAUCCGAUGGAAGGACGACAUGAAGGAUGCCAUUCUCGUCAAGGAUGCCGAUUUCACCUGGGAGCGCUCGCCUUCUCAAGAUCCGGAUCAGAUCCCAGGCAGAGGCCCCAGGAGCCAGAAGCAGAUCAAGCAGGAGAAGAAGGAGGCCAAGGCUGCGGAGAAGAAGGCCGCAAAGGAGGCCCGGAGGAGCGGCGAUGCGCACGAUCCCUCAGACCCGAGCGGGCCAAGCACGCCUGAAGAGAAGGAACCCUUCAAGCUUCGAGAUUUGAAUUUCUCAGUGGCUCGCAACGAGCUCAUCGCCGUCAUCGGAACCGUAGGAUCGGGGAAGAGCUCACUUCUCGGCGCUCUGGCUGGAGACAUGCGCCGGACUUCCGGAGAGCUCAUGCUUGGUUCGACUCGGGCCUUUUGCCCGCAAUACGCCUGGAUCCAGAACGCCACCGUCAGGGAAAACAUCAUCUUCGGGAGGGAGUUCGACCAAGAGUGGUACGACCGGGUCGUUGAUGCUUGCGCGCUGCGGGCUGAUUUUGAUAUGCUGCCCAACGGAGAUCAGACCGAAAUCGGUGAGCGGGGAAUUACUGUGUCCGGCGGCCAGAAGCAGAGGAUCAACAUCGCGCGUGCGAUUUACUUCAAUGCGGACAUCAUUCUCAUGGAUGACCCUUUGUCGGCUGUCGAUGCGCACGUCGGCCGCCAUAUCAUGGACAACGCCAUCUGCGGCCUGCUGGAAAACAAAUGCAGGGUCCUGGCUACUCAUCAGUUGCACGUCCUUCACCGCUGUGACCGCAUCAUGUUGAUGCACGACGGUCGCAUCUCUGCAGUCGGUACCUUUGACUCUCUGAAGGCAAGCAACGAAGAUUUCCAAAAGCUCAUGGCAUCGACGGCUGUGGAAGACGACGAAAAGAAGAAAGAGGAGCCCGACGACGAAGACGAGAUCGAAGAAGAAAAGAAGGACGUGAAAAAGAAGGCGCCCAAAAAGCCUGCUCAAGGGCUCAUGCAAGCUGAAGAGAGGGCGGUUAAAAGCGUGUCCUGGAGCGUCUAUUCGGCAUACAUCAAGGCGUCUGGCUCUAUCCUCAUUGCUCCGUUGGUCCUCUGUCUCUUGAUCAUGUCGCAGGGCGCCAAUAUCGUUACAAGCUUGUGGCUUUCGUGGUGGACGUCGAACAAGUUCGGGUAUUCGGAAGGCAUUUACAUUGGUGUUUACGCCGCUUUGGGCUUUACGCAGGCGCUGCUGAUGUUCAUCUUUUCCGUUGCUCUGUCUGUGUUUGGCACCAAAGGCUCCAAGGUCAUGCUGCAUCAAGCCAUUACCAGAGUCCUCAGAGCACCCAUGUCGUUCUUCGACACCACCCCCCUCGGCCGGAUCACGAACCGUUUUUCCAAGGACAUCGACACCAUGGACAAUACUCUCACGGACUCUAUGCGCAUGUUUCUCCUCACAAUGGCCAUGAUUAUUUCCGUCUUCGCCCUCAUCAUCGCGUACUUCCAUUAUUUUGCCAUCGCCCUCGGCCCGCUGUUUCUCCUCUUCAUUUUCUCUGCUAGCUAUUACCGAGCCUCUGCCCGGGAGAUCAAGCGUCACGAAUCUGUGCUGCGUAGUACCGUUUUCUCACGCUUCACCGAGGCCGUCUCGGGUGUUGCUACGGUAAGGGCCUACGGCCUCCAGUCGAGAUUCUCCAAGUCAAUAAGGGAGGCCGUUGACGACAUGGAUUCGGCUUACUACUUGACCUUUUCCAACCAGCGCUGGCUUAGCACACGUCUUGAUGCCAUUGGCAAUAUGCUCGUCUUCGUUACCGGUAUCCUGGUUGUGACGCAGCGCUUCGAUGUCAGCCCGAGCAUCGCUGGUCUCGUUCUAUCGUACAUUUUGUCCAUUGUCCAGAUGAUCCAGUUCACGGUGCGGCAGCUUGCUGAAGUCGAGAACAACAUGAACUCGACCGAGCGCAUAUACCACUACGGCACACAGCUGGAGCAGGAGCCUCCCCUCCACCUGAGCCCCGUCGCACCCACCUGGCCCGAACGUGGCGAGAUUGUCUUUGACAACGUACACAUGCGGUACCGUGACGGCCUUCCGCUCGUCCUCCGCGGUCUCAACAUGCACGUACUUCCUGGCGAGCGCAUCGGCGUCGUCGGUCGCACCGGAGCCGGCAAGUCAUCUAUCAUGAGCACUCUCUUCCGCUUAGUCGAGUUGUCGGGCGGAUCCAUCACUAUUGAUGGCGUCAACAUCAGCACGAUCGGUCUCAAGGACCUGCGCUCCCGCCUUGCCAUCAUCCCGCAGGACCCUACUCUCUUCCGCGGUACGAUACGUACCAACCUCGACCCUUUCAACGAGCACACAGACCUUGAGCUGUGGGGCGCGCUGCGCCAGGCCGACCUGGUAGGCGCGGAGGCGAAGAUGGAGGACAAGACGCAGCGGAUCCACCUCGACAGCACCGUGGACGAGGAGGGACUGAACUUUUCGCUGGGCCAGCGGCAGCUGAUGGCGCUGGCACGGGCGCUGGUGCGCGGGGCGCAGAUUAUCGUGUGCGACGAGGCGACGUCGUCGGUUGAUAUGGAGACGGAUGCGAAGAUCCAGCGCACUAUCGUCGAGGGCUUCCGCGGUAAGACGCUGUUGUGCAUCGCCCACCGCCUGCGCACUAUUAUCGGCUAUGACCGCAUCUGCGUCAUGGACCAGGGCCAGAUUGCGGAGCUCGACAGCCCGUUGAGGCUCUGGGAGAAGGACGGCGGCAUCUUCAGGGGCAUGUGUGAAAGGAGCGGCAUCAGGAAGGAAGACAUCGUCGAGGCGGCGGUGGAGAGUGGUGUGUUGAAGGAGUGA
Lasiodiplodia theobromae is the source of this 4359-nucleotide messenger RNA. Its product is annotated as ABC transporter. Gene Ontology annotation, molecular function: ABC-type transporter activity; ATP hydrolysis activity; ATP binding. The transcript is spliced from 3 exons. Gene Ontology annotation, biological process: transmembrane transport. The record is from RefSeq and is a predicted model, not a curated record. Gene Ontology annotation, cellular component: membrane. Bases 1 to 4359 code for a protein of 1452 amino acids. Lineage: Eukaryota; Fungi; Ascomycota; Dothideomycetes; Botryosphaeriales; Botryosphaeriaceae.